This is a messenger RNA of Biomphalaria glabrata, 739 nucleotides long. RefSeq lists its product as uncharacterized. NCBI's taxonomy places the organism in Eukaryota, Metazoa, Mollusca, Gastropoda, Planorbidae. The record is from RefSeq and is a predicted model, not a curated record. Bases 105 to 626 code for a protein of 173 amino acids. The transcript is spliced from 6 exons.
AUUUAAUUGGGUGUCAAGUAAAAGGUUGAUAUAGUACAGUUAUGAUUGGCUUAUUCUAAGUUUUUAAAUUAUUACCAACGCAGUUUGCACAGCUCUCAGAGAAAAUGAUUUUCAAGCUUUUCUUAGUUAUUUUUUGUACUCUCUUUUGGAAGAGCUUAGGGCAGCAUGAUACAGAAGAUAUGUUGGCUUUUUGUCCAGCUGGAUUUCGUCCACAAGGUGACCAAUGUUUUCGAGAGAUAGGUCGCGGCAAUAGGGAUACAGCUAGGAACAAAUGUAGAGCUCUAGACGCCAUUGUACCGGAAAUUCACACGUGGGAACAGCAAACAAAUUUAGAGAUAUUUAUGAAAGAAGAAAAAAUUAACAACCCAGUUUGGCUCAAUGGCGAGUUAUCAGAAACUAGUCACAGAGAAGGUUCGAUUAAAUUUUACUGGCCUUCCCGCUUUUUUCCUAGACUUUCGAACUUUAAAGAAAUGCCUCUGAAACUUUUUGACCCAAUUGGAGAUUGUGUGUACAUUUCUCCGAGAGAAAACUUCUUUUGGAAACAAGCGUCUUGCAAAAAUAGUAUUCAAAUAAUAUGUGUUAAUAGUUUAAGGAAAAUUGCUAGCAUGUAUCGUAAACGAGGCUGAAAACUGGGUCAUUCUCACUGUACGAAAAUAGCCAAUGAAUCAUUUGUUGAUCUCAAUUAUAAGUGCUGUAUGUAGGCCUAAUCAUAUUCGACAAUAAAUCUAUUGCCAUUUAA